Python bivittatus (Burmese python) is the source of this 4277-nucleotide messenger RNA. RefSeq names its product NFKB inhibitor epsilon (gene NFKBIE). Gene Ontology annotation, molecular function: NF-kappaB binding. Gene Ontology annotation, biological process: cellular response to tumor necrosis factor. The record is from RefSeq and is a predicted model, not a curated record. Gene Ontology annotation, cellular component: cytosol. Lineage: Eukaryota; Metazoa; Chordata; Lepidosauria; Squamata; Pythonidae.
GGCAGUUCUUGCUUGCCAUUUCUGUCCAGGCUCCGGUUUGCGCCGUGCUCGGCAUGAGCCUUCCGGGGUUUUCACUUUCUCCGUUUUUUCGGACUUUGCGUGUGCCGGGCUUCUAAACGCCAGCGCCCCGUGUUUCUUUUGCCGGCGCUUGAGGGGAGAGCUUCGCCGCUUCCUGCGCUGGGGACCAUGUCGGGGAUUCGGAGCUCCGCGGAGAAGAAAGAAAUGCAGGUGGAAGGCGGCGGCGGCGGCGCGUACCUGGAAGAAGGGCAGUGCGACUCGGGUAUCGGUAUCAUCCGCUCCCUGCACGGCCAGCCGGGGGAAGGAGAGCCCCGGUCCCCGACUGCCGGAGGGAUCCCGCUGGACAAAGUGCCCGCUCCUUCCGGUCAAGGCAAAGAGGAAUCAUCGGAGGAGAGACUCGAUUCGAGUUACGGCUCUUCUUCUCUUGUGGAGUCCUUGGCGGGGCUGGAAGGGGCGCCUCACCCUGAAGAGGAGGAGGAGGAGGAAGAGGAAGAAAGGCUGAGGCAGCAGCUGCUGGACACCUUUGCUUUCCUAUCUGAGGAUGGAGACACGUUACUGCACCUGGCAAUCAUCCACUGCAUGCCAUCUAUUGCAUUCUGCUGCAUUGCCCAAAUGCCCGUUGAGGUUUUGGAACUCCAGAACGAUUUAUUCCAAACUCCGCUUCACUUGUCUGUAUAUCUGGAGCAGUGCAAAGUGGUGGAAGCACUAAUUCUGAAAGGGGUGAACACGGCAUUGCAGGACCGCAAUGGAAAUACUGCUCUGCACUUGGCCUGUGAACAGCAGAGUCUGGAAUGUGUUGAGCUGUUGCUGCCUCUGAAGAAAUCAGUCUCUGACAUGAAGACUAGAAAAACUCUACAAGAUCUGCAACUCCAGAACUGGCAAGGCUUGACUUGUCUUCACAUCAGCACCUUGAAAGGGAACCUUCAAUUGAUGGCAUUGCUGGUGCAGAAUGGAGCUGACAUUAAUGUGCAAGAUGGCACAAGUGGAAAGACACCCCUACAUUUGGCAGUGGAGAAUCAUGAUGAGGUGGCUGUGAGGCACCUCCUGCGAUUGGGAGCCCAAGUGGAUUCACAGAUGUACAACGGCUGUACCCCACUGCACCUGGCUGUAGGCAGGAAUGACGCUGCCAUUGCUGCAGUCCUCUGCCAUUCAGGAGCAGAUACCUUAUUGCGGAAUAUGGAAAAUGAGACAGCUCAAGAUCUGGCAGAUGGCAAUGAUGAUAUCCUUACACUUUUGCCUUUUGAUGACCUGAAGAUCUCCGGAAAGCCUGUGAUGUGCUCCAGUCGGACAUCCUAACAUCUAAAUGGGAAAGUUAAUCUUGUGAGAGGGAGUAUAACUUUGCUACUUGAGGCUGACAGGAACACAGCUAACCACCAAUGAAUCAUUCCCCUUGUCAUAAUGUGACCCUUGGGACAACUUCAGCCAUUUUUGAGACUAUGGAGCCAGUGCAAGAAGGGGAAACGUCUUUGUGUUGACUUUAAAUCCUGAAAAUGUGGAAGUGCUACCUUUUUGAAGGGAUGCAAGUUUGGAUAGACUGGGCCCUUGUUUACACUCCCUGGUUUGUCUAAAUUUGGAGAAACUCCUUAAUUUCCAGACCGUAUUGUGAAUGGAAUACGGAGGAGAUGGGCGGCAUACAAAUUUAAUAAAUAAAUAUUUCGGAUCUCACUCUUUUUCCUUUUCCCUGUUCCCUAGUCUAUGAUGGAAUAUGUCAGGGGCUGCCUGUCUUCAGUCUGCCAAAAUAAUUUCUUUUAAAGUUAUUUUUUCUGCACAAAGUAUUUCCUGAUUUCCUCUACUCAGCCUGAUCUGCUUCCUUCACUAGCUAAUUCAGCCUCCACUCAUGCUCACGCUUUUAGCUGCAGUGUCUAGACACCAAAUUGCCCCAUCUCUCAUUUUAGCUCUGAUUUUGCCUCCCAUGGAGGCAGGACAGAGUUGUCAGGGCCAGAAUGUUGUUUUGUUCCAGCUGGCAGCCUCUGGGACUGACCAAACAUGAAGGCUGAGCUCAUGGGGACAAGUAUCGUCUUAGUCACUUUUGCCUUGGAAUAAUUGAUGUUCUCGGGACCAGAGCAAAGGUCAGUUUCUGUUCUGUUCAAUUUGCUAGUACUGCUGCAAAGGGAAGUGCCAGCCUAUUAGAUUAUUAGGCAGCUUUAUGCUGGCCACUUGACAUUGCAUUUGUGAACUGAGUUUCUAGUUAAACUUACUGAGUAAGGGAGGGUCUGCCACCCUUCCUCAGAAGCUGAAAGUUCCCAUACUCUCCUUGUUCCUUUUGAACAUAAGCUGCGAAGGAGAUGUUAAUGAUGGGUAUUGGGGCAUUUUUUUCCAGCUUUAAUUAAUGGGAGAAGCAUCAUCAUAAACCGAAAUUGUUUCCCACAUUCUAAAGCUUAGCAUUUAGUUGUGUUCAGUCUAUGACUGUAUAUGCUGACAUCAAUCAGUGGGUGCUCAAGAUUCCCUCUGCAUUUUAAAUGGGCAGGUAAGUUAUUACUAUCAUAAAAAGACUGCAGAACUACUGUAGAUUGGAAAGCCAUGACCUGUCAAAUCUGAGCAUUUGUUUUUCCCUUGCUAGUAGUGGUUUCCAAUCUGAGAUGAUAACAAAGUUUCUAGUAUGUAAACUUUACUCUGGAACAGGGAAAUUCCCAGUUCCCUCCCUCCUACUGUUGGCUGCCUGGGAGUGGCUGUUUGUAACGUGGCAAGUCCUGGAUGGCGCAAUGAACUGGGAUGUCCUAGGGAGAGGUUUUGGUCUUUCCUUUCUUCCCUGUUUUCCAGAGAACAAACCUCUUCCAAAAAGAAGAAGUGGCAGUUUUAUAAAGCAUUUUCUACCAAAGAUCUCUUUGAUUUUUAUAUCCUUUUGUAACUUGAGAUCUUUGCUGCUUCCUUUCUUUUCCAGUUGUGUUUUUUUUUUCCUUUUCACCUUUGUUUUCCAAUGACAAAAUAAAGUUCUUAAAGUGAAUGAAUCUCCUGCUUUCAUCUGUUGAUCUAGAUGCAUUCUCUUCAAGUAAUAUAUUCUCCAGCUGGGAAAAGUCCUUCAGCUGGAAUAGCAAGGAGAAGUACAAGUCAGAUUUAAACCACAGUGCAUGAAGAAUCCCUCCCCAAGAAUUUCAGGGUCAGUUGGACUGGUGAAGGGGAAAUAUGUGACAGGAAUAAACUGUUUUUUAAAUAUGGCUCUGCGAAUUGCUUAGAUUUAAGAUAUGCUACCACCUUGUGGCUGAUUAUGAUGCUAGCUUCCUCUUGUACUUGUCUCAAGUUGCAAGAUUAUACUGUACAGUAAAUGCACUUCAUGCAAAAUAUUCUGCUGUCUUUAUGGAUCUCUGCAGCUUUGUAUGAAUAGAACAGACAAAAUUAGAAUGUUUGAGGAAUUUAAAAUCUAGGUGUCUCUGUAACUGCUAAUGGUUUAGCUCUCUGGCUUUUGACCUUCAUUUGAGCUUGCAUGAAGAGGCAGUUCAGCCUACUUUUAUGGUGGGUAAAUUUAUAUUCACAGAAAUGAACAUCACUGUAUAUUUUUUGGGUCUGAUUAUUUAGGAGUAAAUGAUAGCUCAUACACUGCAUAAGUUCUUUGCCUCCUCAAGUGAAAAGAAUCUUGUUCAGGAAUGGCCAAAAGAUAGAUUGGAAUCUAUUGAUAAUCUCUGAGUAAUUUGUGAUAGAUUAGCAAGGAUUUUUAGAUCCCAAAUUGACUAACAAUAAGAACUUUCAACUGAGUUAAUUUUUUUUGUAAAACACAUGAAUGUUUGGUUCUUUAUUAGUCAAAAAUUCUCAUCUACAAAAUGUAUUCAGGAGGGAUUGCGUUCCUUAACUUCUAAAUUAAGUGAUAAAUCAUGGCACAGGAGUGGGUUAUUUGCAGAACUACAUCUCCCUGGUUGUUUCUACCCAUCCUAUAGGGUCUGAAAGUCAAAGCAUGCUCUGGGUCCCCUCAAUUAAAGAAUGCCAUCAAAUGGGAUGUAGGAAGCAGGCUGUUUUGGUGCAGCGCAUGCCCUCUGGAACUCCAUGCCCCCCAUGCCAAGAUCAGGUUGGCUCCAAAUCUGCCAGCCUUUUGCAAAGCACUGAACACCUGGAUGUGCUCCAGAGCAUGCAGGUAGGGAAGUCAGAUGGCCUGUGAAAUCAGAUAUUAUUGUGUUGUUAAGUGCUGAUCAGGUUUGUUCUUGGCGACCACUGCAGAGGUUUUUUAUGUUUUGUUGACACUGUUUUUUGCAUUGUUUUAAUAUGUUAUUAGUCAUCCAGAGUCCCAUCUGCGAGAAGGCAGCCAUAUAAAUUGAUUUAAUAAAUAAAUU